AUGGCCGAUGCGACUGUCCUUGGAGGGUCCGAGACUCCACAGCCUCCACCACGUGCUGGUGGUGCGAGGCGCUACAACGUCGAGCGCUCAUGCAUCCGAUGCCAUCAGAAGAAAAUCCGUUGCGAUAAGUCAAUUCCAUGUUCCACCUGCGUCAAGUCUGGUAACGUGGAAUCGUGUCGUUAUCCGGGGCCAGAGCGUGCCAAGCGGCGGCCCCGGAAGGAAGCCUCCACGUCGCUUGUGGAACAAGUCGAAAGACUUGAACAGAUUGUCUCGAAUUCUCUCAAGCGAAAAAGGAAUCACGAUCAAGACGAACGACCCUCCAGAGUGCGAUCGUCCUCUUUGGAGGGUAACUUAAGUCAUCGGCAUCCAAGCCACGGCCCGUCCAACUUUACCGGCCUGCUUGUCAAGGACGGCAAUAUGGUACGAUAUGUGAAUGACCAUGUACUCUCACAUAUCCUGGAAAAGGUACUGAACCUGACCUGA
This is a messenger RNA of Pestalotiopsis fici W106-1, 483 nucleotides long. RefSeq lists its product as uncharacterized. Gene Ontology annotation, biological process: regulation of DNA-templated transcription. Gene Ontology annotation, molecular function: DNA-binding transcription factor activity, RNA polymerase II-specific; zinc ion binding. Bases 1 to 483 code for a protein of 160 amino acids. The transcript has a single exon. The record is from RefSeq and is a predicted model, not a curated record. NCBI's taxonomy places the organism in Eukaryota, Fungi, Ascomycota, Sordariomycetes, Amphisphaeriales, Sporocadaceae.